AUGUCGAACAUGGACCGCAGCCUGGACGAAAUCAUUGCUGAGCGUCCUCAACAGCAGCGACAGAAUCGCGGCCGUCGCCCUCAAGGUCGUCGCAAUGACGGCGUCAAAAAGUCUCACAGAGAAGACCGUGUCGACCUAGAUCUGGAUUGGGUACACGACAAGUACGAAGACGACAGAGAUAGUGCGUUUGAACUUCACCCGACGGCUUCCGGCCGACUAUGUUUUAACACUGCUCUCAGCACGCCCGACCCGUGCCCAUCGCCGACCCCGCGGCGAUCGCUAUUCCCCCUCGGGGGAUACGAUCUGUUCUCGCGCAUCGGCCCCGUCUCGAACCUAACCCUUGUUUACGACCGCGCCGGCCGCUCCGAGGGCGUCGCCUUCGUCACCUACAGCCGUGUCAGCGACGCCCGCACCGCCAUCAGCGAGUUCGACGGCGCAAACGCCAAGGGUCAGCCCAUCCGCAUCACCCUCGUGUCCACCGGUGGCGGCCGACGAGACCGCAACCCCUUCGACAACGUCGAGCGCCCCCGCGGCAGUCUGUUCGACCGUGUUGAGCGCCCCCGCAAUGCGCGCAGCUUGAGCCCUGGCGGUAGUGAUGGCGAAGGUGGUUCCCGUCGGCGGAGAGGUGGUGGCGGUGGUCGGCGCGCUGGAGGUGGUGGUGGACGGUACCGUCGCAGCGACGUGUCGAAGCCCCCGCCCGACCACAUCGACCGGUAUGUCCCCGGAGAGCGGUCGCCGGGUCCUCGGGCGAGCAGUGGUCGGCGACAGGGCGGCGGUGGCGGUGACGGCCGUCGGAUGGUCAACGGACGUCCGCGCAAGACUCAGGAAGAGCUGGAUGCUGAGAUGGAUGACUACUGGCUGUGCGAUGCUGCGCUGAGCGCGACAAGAGCUAUUCCCGAGCAACCCCCGCAGGUUGCGCCUGCGUCUACGGCCGCAGCGGGUGAUGAUGAUAUCGACAUGAUUGAGUGA
Molecule: messenger RNA, 969 nt
Organism: Aspergillus terreus NIH2624
Lineage: Eukaryota; Fungi; Ascomycota; Eurotiomycetes; Eurotiales; Aspergillaceae
Product: putative RNA binding protein
Exons: 5
Coding region: 1-969 (322 amino acids)
Biological process (GO): mRNA export from nucleus
Cellular component (GO): nucleus
Molecular function (GO): mRNA binding
Source: RefSeq, a predicted model, not a curated record